Camelus dromedarius (Arabian camel) is the source of this 1917-nucleotide messenger RNA. RefSeq names its product proteasome 26S subunit, non-ATPase 14 (gene PSMD14). Gene Ontology annotation, molecular function: metallopeptidase activity; protein binding; proteasome binding. Gene Ontology annotation, cellular component: proteasome regulatory particle, lid subcomplex. The coding region runs from base 644 to 1600 and encodes 318 amino acids. The transcript is spliced from 14 exons. The record is from RefSeq and is a predicted model, not a curated record. Gene Ontology annotation, biological process: proteasome-mediated ubiquitin-dependent protein catabolic process; protein deubiquitination. NCBI's taxonomy places the organism in Eukaryota, Metazoa, Chordata, Mammalia, Artiodactyla, Camelidae.
CCCGGAAGUGCUUCGCGGCGGAGGCCUGGGCGACUCUUUUGAAUGGAAUCGGGCUGAUUCAUCGCCGGUUCGCGGAGCCAGAGCCUGGCCGAGUCUGAGCUGCUGCUGCCGCUGUCACCGCCGCCGCUGCCGCUGCCGCUGCCUCUGCGUCACCGCUGCCGGCGGACAAGAGUCCAGACCGUAGCCUCCCGCCCCUCCUGCCUUCAGGAGAGAGAAAACAAACUUGGGAAAAGUUAUACCUGCCAGUAUUAGCAAGAGCUUGAGUUAAGAAGAAAUUUGUCAAACUCAAGAAAUUGAAGCUUAACACCACAAGAGUUGUAGUUCCUGACCAGAAAUAUGGACAGACUUCUUCGACUUGGAGGAGGUAUGCCUGGACUGGGCCAGGGUCAAGUCACGGAACUAACAAGAAGUGGAGCUAGAGUUGGAACACAAGUCUUUCUGAUGCCAAAGCCUAUUCUACAUCAACAACAUGUUCUCAGUACCAUGUUUUUUUAGAACAUACUGAUCCCACUUACGAAUUCUGUGGCAUCAAGAGAACUUGGGAGACCUGCCACUGAUGCAAAGUUCUGCUUAAUCUGCUGCUCUGGCCUGUGCUGAGAUUAAACCAGGGUUUUAACAGCUUCUUUCAUGGCCUUCAACAGUAAUGUUGGUUGGUGAUCUGACUGGCAGACAGGUGAUGCUCAUUGCCCAUGGGUCAUGGAGCUGGCACACAUUGGGGCCACCUACAGAUGCUCCUGCAGUGGACACAGCAGAACAAGUCUAUAUCUCUUCCCUGGCACUGUUAAAAAUGUUAAAACAUGGUCGUGCUGGAGUUCCAAUGGAAGUUAUGGGUCUGAUGCUUGGAGAAUUUGUUGAUGAUUACACCGUCAGAGUGAUUGAUGUGUUUGCUAUGCCCCAGUCAGGAACAGGUGUCAGUGUGGAGGCAGUUGAUCCAGUGUUCCAAGCCAAAAUGUUGGAUAUGUUGAAGCAAACAGGAAGGCCUGAGAUGGUUGUUGGUUGGUAUCACAGUCACCCUGGCUUUGGUUGUUGGCUAUCUGGUGUGGAUAUCAACACUCAGCAGAGCUUUGAAGCCUUGUCGGAGAGAGCUGUGGCAGUGGUUGUGGAUCCUAUUCAGAGUGUAAAAGGAAAGGUUGUUAUUGAUGCCUUCAGAUUGAUCAAUGCUAAUAUGAUGGUCUUAGGACAUGAACCAAGACAAACAACCUCAAAUCUGGGUCACCUAAACAAGCCAUCUAUCCAGGCAUUAAUUCAUGGACUAAACAGACAUUAUUAUUCCAUUACUAUUAACUAUCGGAAAAAUGAACUGGAACAGAAGAUGUUGCUAAAUUUGCAUAAGAAGAGUUGGAUGGAAGGUUUGACACUUCAGGACUACAGUGAACACUGUAAACACAAUGAAUCAGUUGUAAAAGAGAUGUUGGAAUUAGCCAAGAAUUACAAUAAGGCUGUAGAAGAAGAAGAUAAGAUGACACCUGAACAGCUGGCAAUAAAGAAUGUUGGCAAGCAGGACCCCAAACGUCAUUUGGAGGAACAUGUGGAUGUACUUAUGACUUCAAAUAUUGUCCAGUGUUUAGCAGCUAUGUUGGAUACUGUUGUAUUUAAAUAAAGCAAUGCAAAAAGCUAUUAGUGAUACUUUCAGUAUAUAUUUCUCUAUUGUUCAUAAUUCUCAAAAUCAAGGGACCUCUGAAGGUGUAUUUGGUUAAAUGUAAGACAUCUGGCAUCAUUUGCAGCACUGUAACACCUUCAGUCUCCGUUGUGCAAUUACUUCUGUUUCUUUAGUCAGGGUCCUUGCAGAUUCCAAAGUUGUAUAAGAAUACAUCAAAGUGGACAAAUUUUGUUAAGAUCCCAUUUAAUAUUUGAAGAAAUCAGUAACACAAAUAUAUUUUGAUUGUUGCUUACAAAAUAAAAUAAAUUUACAAUCUA